This is a messenger RNA of Scomber japonicus (chub mackerel), 1050 nucleotides long. RefSeq names its product translocase of inner mitochondrial membrane 22 homolog (yeast) (gene timm22). Gene Ontology annotation, cellular component: TIM22 mitochondrial import inner membrane insertion complex. Gene Ontology annotation, molecular function: transmembrane protein transporter activity. Gene Ontology annotation, biological process: protein insertion into mitochondrial inner membrane. The record is from RefSeq and is a predicted model, not a curated record. The coding region runs from base 10 to 615 and encodes 201 amino acids. The transcript is spliced from 4 exons. Lineage: Eukaryota; Metazoa; Chordata; Actinopteri; Scombriformes; Scombridae.
UUGAGAAACAUGGCGGACUCCACGGGUGCUGCAAAUGCUGUUACCUCAGACUUACAAGGUCCAACUUCGGCUGGUACGAGUAUGGACCUCCCACCGAUCCAGUACAGUAUGAUUCUGGACCACCUUAUCGGGGAGAAGAAGUCCGUAAAGGAUCUGAAUCCUUCCGUAAUGGGAGGACUGCCGAUGCCGAUUAAAAGCGAUGAGCAGAAGAUGAUCGAGAGGGGCAUGGAGAGCUGCGCCUUCAAGUCGGUCCUGGCCUGUGUGGGAGGGUUCGUCCUUGGAGGAGCUUUUGGUGUUUUCACAGCAGGCAUCGAUACCAACGUUGGCUUUGAUCCUAAAGACCCUCUAAAGACCCCGUCAGCACGAGAAGUCCUCAAAGACAUGGGUCAGAGGGGGAUGUCGUAUGCCAAGAACUUUGCCAUCGUGGGCGCCAUGUUCUCCUGCACAGAAUGCAUCAUUGAAUCACAUAGAGGCAAAUCUGACUGGAAGAAUGCAGUGUACAGCGGUUGUGUAACUGGGGGAGCCAUUGGAUUUCGUGCUGGUCUGAAGGCUGGGGUGCUGGGAUGUGGAGGCUUUGCUGCAUUCUCUGCUGCUAUUGAAUAUUAUCUGCGGUGAACCACUGAAGAGUUUGUCUGUGGAUAAGAACUUAAUGGUUGCACAUCUGGAUGAGCUAGUGAAGACUCUGAGAAAUGCAACCUUGUGAAUAUUUGCCUGUACAGAGGAUUACUGUAAAAGCAGGACUGAUGUAUCCAGUGGAAGUGACAAGUUCCUGUUUAUAUACAGUGAUGUUAACUGACACUGAAAAAAACCUGUUUUCCAGUGUCUCGUUACCUUUUAAUCAUAUGAACACUUUGACCAAACAACUUCAUGUGGAGCAGAGUGGAGCUGCUUCUGUGCUGAAGGCGUAGUGAGAUGAAAACACUUAAUCAUGACCACAUCACAUCAGACUCAUAUUAAACACUGUUCUUGUUGUAGGACGUUGGUAUUAAGUGUCAGUAACUAAUCAAUAUCAGGAUUAUUUAUAAUAAAACUUUUUUUUGUUAACUUGCA